Molecule: messenger RNA, 1651 nt
Organism: Saccostrea cuccullata (small rock oyster)
Lineage: Eukaryota; Metazoa; Mollusca; Bivalvia; Ostreida; Ostreidae
Product: telomerase Cajal body protein 1-like
Exons: 11
Coding region: 149-1639 (496 amino acids)
Biological process (GO): Cajal body organization
Cellular component (GO): Cajal body
Molecular function (GO): RNA binding; protein binding
Source: RefSeq, a predicted model, not a curated record
AUCUCAAUGUCAAAAUGAAAGUAGGCCAUCGGUAAAAAAAGAUAAACAAAGCUAAGAUUUUAAAGAUUUUGAUAACGAAGUAUAGCGGUGUUGUAAUGGUUUACUCUUUUAUUACACUGUCUUAUUCAAUGCACAAGUGAUUAAAGAAAUGGAGGAUAAAUUUGAAACAGAGGAAACUUACAGCAAUCCACAAGAUUUCAAAGCACAGAGUGAUAAUGCAACACGAACCCAAGAGAGUUUAGAACCCGCGUUAUUUGUAACACCCACAAGCGAGUUCAGUAAAGAUGACAAAAAUACACCCAGUGGUCAACACAUUGAGAAUGAUGUACGUACGGGGAUGGAAGAUUUUACCUCAAGUGUUAUAGCUAAUUCUUCUUGUGAUGAACCCCUGCUUACUUCCGAGAACAUCAGUAUGGAUGUGGAAACUGGUACAAAUAUCACUGGACUGACUGAAAGUGAAUCUCAAAAUAUAAGCUCAGAGAGUGUAGUAAUUCAAUGUUCAAAUAAACAAAUUUCCACUUCAGUUCCAACAGAAAACACAGCUUUAAGUGACUUCCAGGGUCCCCUGAUCCAGAAACAAACACUAUUGAUACGGAUAGAAUUUGACAGGGACCAGUACCUCAGGGGAUGUAAAUGGUCUGUUGAUGGCAACAUGAUUUUGACAACCACCAGUGAUAACAAGUUUUAUGCAUACAACUUUGCACAAGAACAAAUUUGUUCACAGCAAGAUUUUUCUGAAUGGAAGCCUACAACAAUUAUUAAUGAAACAGGGACUGUGUACGACUAUUGCUGGUUCAAUCAGGCCUCAAAUCCAAGCUUUUUCCUGACCACCAGUAAGGACAAUCCAAUCCACAACUGGGACGCUAACACAGGAGAGCUGAUAUCCUCCUACAGGGCCUACAAUCAAAUGGAUGAGCUGUCAGCAGCCUAUAGCCUGUGUUACAGCUUAGAUGGAAGAAAGAUAUACUGUGGCUUCAACAAGAUGAUCCGCGUGUUUGACACUGACCGACCAGGGAGGGAGUGUCAGAGCAGACCAACGUAUGUUGGUAAAGUGGGAGGACAGUGUGGGAUAAUCUCCUGUCUGGCUCCGAGUCCCCAGGGAGGGAUGUACGCAGCGGGAUCGUAUUCCAGAAGCAUUGGACUGUACUAUGAGCCACAGGGAGAGGCAGUGUGUGUAUUUGAAGGACAACAAGGGGGAGUAACUCAUGUAGCAUUUUCUAGGGAUGGUACAAAGUUAUUCAGUGGAGGAAGAAAGGAUCCAGAGAUUUUGUGCUGGGAUUUACGAAAUCCUGGACAAAUUCUAUUUGUAGCAGUAAGGAAAGUGGAAACAAACCAGAGGAUUUAUUUUGAUCAGGACAGCACAGGAAGAUACCUGAUCUCGGGUAACCAUGAUGGAACGGUGACACUUUGGGACACACUACAGACUCCUGUCCAAGCAAGGCCGGACACAGACUUUGUACUAGAGUCUUGUCAACAGUUCAAAGUCCAUAAUGACACAGUAAAUGGAAUCUGCUUUCAUCCUACACUGCCAGUCUUCGCUACCUCGUCUGGACAAAGACACAGUCCUGUUCUUGACAAUGAAGAUUUUUUAGAUGAAAGUCUUCAGGAAAACACUCUUAAAUUGUGGUUGUAUAAAUAAAAUGUUUUUUUU